AUGACUUGGAUUUUCCUUUUCUUUAAACGAAAAAGGCAAAAUGGAUAACUACGUCCCAGACUAAUCUGAACAGCUCAAAACACAUAUAUCCUCUCCAUUCCCCCUUUCUCUCUCUUUUAGGAAGUUCUAGAGACCCUGCAUAUGUUUCACAGCUUACUAAUGCCUCACCCUGUUCCUACGGAACGACAAGCUGUCACUUGUCGGCUAAACAACGCAAAGUGAAAAUGAUGUUAAGAUAAACAAAUUCAGAGAAAAUGGUGGUCAGCGGUGAAAAACUGGACAAUUUUUGUUCUACGGGUGACCGCUUUUGAGAGCAUUGUCCUUGAUAGGUAACGAGGAAGUUGCUUCAGCUUAUCGUGCCAAACUUCCGGCUGUCUUGAAAGUUUUGCUAACUUCCUAAUCUUACAAGUUUUACCCGUACAGGUACUGAAUCCAUCCAUUAGAAACAGGACCUCUUAAGUGAUGACACUCCUUAAAAGAAACCUACGCGAAUCAAAAUACACGAAAGUUUAGAAAAUGAAAGUAAAUAUUUUUCUGACCUUUCCCAACGAAACCCGGCUUUUAUGACACAAACAUAAAUAUCGCAAGUGUGUAUAAAAAAAAAAAAAAAAGACGCGUGUGUUGAUAGGGAUAUACAUACACGAUAAACGCCAGAAGGAAGACGUAAAUGUUCCUGUCAUCAUAAUCAUCAUUAUUUCUCAUCGCCCCCAGUGGGGCAUAGGGUGCAAUGUGUUCCUGUGUUUCCCCGUAAAUAUUUUCAUUAUCUCAUUGUCAGCGGUUAGACGUCAUUGGCAGAUAAUACUAAAAGCUUCAACUCAGCAGAAAUUGAUACAAUGAGCGGAAGGGCUAUUAUAUGGGAAUUAUAUCAGUUAACUCGACCUCCGCUUUGCGUAAGGUAUAGAGAAACGAAUGAUCAUUCAAACGAUGAUUUCGGUUUUCUGGAUCGCGUGGAUUUUGACGGCAGCUUUAAUGGAGAUUACAAAAACAACAUCGACAGACACAACAAUACAAGCGUGUAUCAAUGGAGUGUUAACGUUAAGUUGCAAGGCUGUUAAAAACACGGAUACGAAUCAUGAAGUUGAGUGGAAAAUACAGUUUCCUGGCACUGGAUGGAAGAAGUUCUUUUACUGUAGGCACAAGUCCGACGUGCGCUGUGGUGUACGGAAGUCAACGUUACCACUAGGGUUCAAAGCACUGAGCAAUCCCGACGGCAACGCGACCUUAGUGCGCUCAGAAAGGAAUGCCGCGUAUGACCACGCCUGGAUAUUGUGUCAAGUUCACAGCCUCUCCGACCACUCUAAAGUAUCUAAUCAUCUCUACAAUGUCAGCUUUACCACACGGUGUGUGUGGACUGAACAGGGGCACAAUCUUAACUUAACAAAGAUCCUGCUAAUGAACGAGAUACAAUGUGCAUAUGUGGUGGAUAUAGAGUGGUACGAUGGCAAUGGAAACAGAUUUGCCUACUGCAAUUCUUGUCAGAGAUGUACAAAAACAAACAACACUGGAGGUAAUCAUCCAGUAGCGAUUUUCUGGAGCAGAGUACAGAUUAUAAGAGGCUCAUUAAUGCUGACAACAAUUCAGGAUAGCGAUAACAAGAGCAAGAUAAUAAUCAAGAUGCAUUCGAAAACACCUCCAAAUAACAUGGAAACGCCAAGUACGCAUACGAUACAGAUUUUUGUCCACAUAAGCCUUGGCACUACAGCGACAAGUUCUGUUACAACUGCUUUAGUGGAGUCCACUUCAAGAGUUACGUCACAAGCUGACUUAGGAACAACUAGAUCCAGUCUCCCUUCAUCUAGACCAUCAAAUUCAGGCAAUGUUUCUGUUACUCCGCCUUCUGCUACCAGUUUGUAUUCUAGAUCUCUGACAAGGAGCUAUGCCUCCGCUACAAUUGGACAACUUUGGACAAUGGUUUUGAUAGCGGCUACUAGCCUUCUUUGCAUCUAUCUGAGAUGAUAAAAACGUAUCUCCUGACUUGAGAGGAAGAAACCAAAUGGUCGAUACCAGUAGCCCAUUGGCCUCUUUGUCUUUCAAAGAAGACAUUGUGCUUGUGGGUCUGUGUCGAUAUUUAUUACCUGGCGGUGAGGAAUGAGUAGUCGCAAACUCUCCGUUAACGAGUGGUCGCAAACACUCCGUUAACGUAGCUAAUAAAACUAGCAUCACACGGGGUCGUUAUCAGCCUGGCACUGACUUUCCACUGUUGUCGCAGACAUUGUGAAUUGCAACGGAAAUUAGUUUCACAACAUUUGUGAAGACAACAUUAGCGAAACUAUUACUUUAAUAUUUCUUCGACCGUAAGAAUAAUCAAAAUGACAAUUUUUUAGUCCAAAUAUAAGUUAAGGAAGUGACCUAUGUUCUAUGACGAGAGCUUUGAUCUGUACAAACGACGGCUCUACGAUGUAAAGUACUAACUCGGGAUCGAACAGUUUGU
Orbicella faveolata is the source of this 2431-nucleotide messenger RNA. RefSeq lists its product as uncharacterized. The record is from RefSeq and is a predicted model, not a curated record. NCBI's taxonomy places the organism in Eukaryota, Metazoa, Cnidaria, Anthozoa, Scleractinia, Merulinidae.